Notothenia coriiceps (black rockcod) is the source of this 390-nucleotide messenger RNA. RefSeq names its product abhydrolase domain-containing protein 16A-like. Gene Ontology annotation, biological process: phosphatidylserine catabolic process; monoacylglycerol catabolic process. Bases 62 to 382 code for a protein of 106 amino acids. Gene Ontology annotation, molecular function: glycerophospholipase activity; monoacylglycerol lipase activity. Lineage: Eukaryota; Metazoa; Chordata; Actinopteri; Perciformes; Nototheniidae. The record is from RefSeq and is a predicted model, not a curated record. Gene Ontology annotation, cellular component: endomembrane system. The transcript is spliced from 4 exons.
UUCUUCUUUACUUGUAUCUUUCUGCCAGGGAGUGCCAUUCCCCCAGAAUGAGGCCAACGCCAUGGAUGUGGUGAUCCAGUAUGCAGUGCACCGGCUGGGCUUCCAGCUCUCCGACAUAGUGGUGUACGCCUGGUCCAUAGGAGGGUUCACAGCCAGUUGGGCAGUGAUGUCAUACCCAGAGAUCCAAUCAGUGGUGCUCGACGCCUCCUUCGAUGACCUCCUGCCUCUUGCCCUCAAGGUCAUGCCCGCCAGCUGGAAACCGUUGGUACAGCACGCAGUGAGGCAGUACAUGAACCUCAACAACGCUGAUCAGCUUCUCAAAUAUCAGGGACCGGUCCUGCUGAUCAGGAGAACCAGAGAUGAGAUCAUCACCACAACGUGAGUCCAUCU